Petromyzon marinus (sea lamprey) is the source of this 11851-nucleotide messenger RNA. NCBI's taxonomy places the organism in Eukaryota, Metazoa, Chordata, Hyperoartia, Petromyzontiformes, Petromyzontidae. The record is from RefSeq and is a predicted model, not a curated record.
ACGCACGCGGAGGAGGUUAGAGCUGCCUCCUCCUCCUCCUCCUUAAUAAAGCCGAUUAUGUGGCGUCCCAAUAGAUUUGCGCCGUGCCGAGCCGCAUUCACGUCUCUCGCACAAUAAGCCAGCCAGGGAAAGCCGUGCGCUGGGGCAUUUCACACACACACGCACAGACGCGCACACACACACACGCGCGCGGCGUAUCGCACAGAGAGACACACGCGUACGUAGAUCGAUACACACAACAGCAGCAGCAGCAGUGGAGCGGCGUAUCGCACGGACUACAGCCGCUCACAACUGCGGGUCUCCAGUUCGACGCCUCCUUUCUACGUGGUCGCACUGAGAUUGCUGCGGCUGCCGCUACACCUGCUUGUGCUGGGUUUUUUUUUCAUAUCGCUGCUGCUGCUGCUAACAUAGCUGCUCGGGGCUUGUAGUGGUGGUGGAUGCAGCAAAUUGCGUUGCUUACUGCCGCUGUAGCGACUGUCACAGCUGCUGCUGCUGCUACUCCUGCUUGUAGUGGUUAGUCUCCUACUGCUAUUGCCGCUGCUGUUGCUGCUAUAGCUACUCCUGCUGCUACAUUUACCGCCGUCGUUGCUACAGCUGCUGCUACUGCUGCAGUGGCUGCUCCUACAGCUGCUGUCUACGAUGGCUCUGCCGUGUUCGAACUGCGACGGUGGCUCCAUUGGCCGUGUGGCCUGGGCCGGUAUAAGUUCGAGUCUGGGUGACGUUACGAAGAAGAGGCGCUGGACGAUGAUGAUAACGACGAUGAUGAGCAUGAUGAUGAUGAGGAGGAGGAGGAUCGUUGUGGUGGUGAUGAUGUUGAUGACGGCGAUGAUAACAUCGGCGGACGACGCGAUCCCACGGGAGGAUCUGGCUGAACCCCGAUUUGGACGGCUCCCGGCGGCCCAACGGGGUCUGGGAUGUGGGGAUCUCGAGACGCGGAACCGCCCGAGGCGAGCCACGGCUACGCUCAAACUCAGCGCCGAGGUGUCAGAAGAUGCCCGUCCGGGAUCUCCCGUCGCGCGGAUUCCACAGGGCAGGUUCCUCCGAGCCAGAUUCGAGCUCGUGUCUGAGCCCCAAGGACACGGCCACCAUCACCACCAGCAGCAGCAGCAGCACCCGUGGCUCACGCAGCUGCCUGCCGACCAGACGGGCACUCACCCGGCACAUGCCCUGGCCGUGGAUGGGGCCACGGGGCAGGUCGUGACGGCGAGGACCUUGGACCGGGAGACGGAGCCGCAGGUGUCCUGCACGGUGCGGGUUCGAGAUUCGAACGGCGCGGACUGGUUCGACGUGGAGCUCGCGGUGGCUGUGACGGACGUCAACGACAACGUCCCCGAGUGGCUCAUGGAGCCCUUCCCCUUCCUGGGAGUCGUGGCGCCGGACGCUGCCCCGGGCACCGUGGUGUACCGCCUGGCGGCACGGGACGCCGACUCGGGGGCCAACGGCGAGGUCCGAUACCAGCUCAUCGGAGGCGGGGAGGGCCGCUUCGAGGUGGACGCGGAGUCGGGCGCCGUGCGCACCGUGGGCGGCGCGCCGCUGGCCCGCGAGCGGCCCUUCGUGCUCACGGUGCUGGCGAGCGACGCGAUGGGAGCGCAGGGCGCCUACGCCUCCCUGUCGGUGAGCUCGGCGCCGCGCGCCCCGCAGUUCGGCCGCCAGGCAUACGAGGUGGCCAUCCCCGAGGGCACGGAGCCCAACCGCACGGUGCUGGUGGUGACGGCCCGCUCGUUCCAGGGGGGUCGCGUGUCCUUCUCGCUGCUGGGAAACCCGGCGGGGCUGCUGGCCGUGGCGCCGCGCACGGGGGAGCUCUCGCUCACGCGCGCCGUCGACUACGAGAGCGAGCAGCGGCGCUACCUCGGGGUCAUCCGCGCCACCGAGGAGGCGCCCUCGGGGGGGCUGAGCAGCGAGGCUCAGGUGACGGUGAUCAUCCUGGACGACAACGACUGCGUCCCAGAAUUCCUGCACUCGACCUACAGCUACGAAGGGCUGGCCGAAGACGCGGAAAUCGGCACGUACGUCUUGCAGGUGUCGGCCCGAGACUGCGACUCCGGCCUCAACGCGUUGCUCUCCUACUUCGUGGCGGGAGGCGGCGGGGGCGACUUCGCGGUGUCUCCCGACGGCUCCGUGUCGGUGGCGCGGGCCCUGGACCACGAGCGGUCCCGCGGCGCCUACGAGUUUGCCGUGGCGGCCGUGGACCGGGGCCACCCGCCCCGCACGGGCACCGCCGCCGUGCGCGUCCGCGUCGCCAACGUCAACGACGAGGCGCCGCGCUUCUCCCGGAGCACGUACCAGGCGCUCAUCUCGGAGGAGGCGGGGCCGCACGCGCUCGUGGGCUCGGUGCUCGCGAUCGACCCCGAUGGGGACGCCGUCUCCUACGCAAUCGCCAGCGGCAACGAGGACGGAAACUUUCUCAUCGACCCACACGAAGGCAUCAUCCGCUUGCGAUCCUCGCCGCCGCCGCGCCUGCUUGGCCCCUCGUACACGCUGGGGGUCACGGCGACGGAUGACAACGCGUCGGGUGGCGCGGGGCCCCUGCGCGGACACGCCACCGUCAGCGUCACCGUCCGUGACGUCAACAACAACAAGCCCCACUUUGCUGAGUGUGCCCGCUACAGCGAGCUCGCCGUGGUUGCCGAGAACCUCCCCGCGGGCCAGGCGGUCGUGCAGGUCGAGGCCCACGAUGCUGAUGAGGGCGACAAUGGGCGAGUCCGCUACGGGCUCAUCCAGCGGGCGGAUGCGUCGCCUGCUCUGCACAUCCACCCCGAGACCGGGCUGAUCACCACGACGCGGCCGCUCGACCGGGAGGCCCAGCGUGAGCACGCGGUCACGGUGACGGCCACGGACCAGGGCUCGGAGCCGCUGGUGGGGGUGUGCCGACUCGCGGUCACCGUCGCCGAUGACAACGACAACGCCCCGCGCUUCGAGGCGGCGCGAUACGAGCACAUCCUGCGAGAGGACACCCCGGUGGGCACGAGCUUCCUGCGCGUGGCCGCGCACGACGAGGACCAGGGCGCGAACGCCGCCGUCACCUACUCGCUGUCGGGCGACCCGCCCGAGUACAUGCGCGUCAACCCCGCCACCGGCUGGGUCUACGUGCACCAGCCCAUCUCGCUGAACCCGCUCAUCCGCCGCCUCGUGGUGGCGACGGACGGAGGCAACCGCAGCAGCUCAGUGGAGCUGUCGGUGAGCAUCACCAACCUGCGCAACCAGCCGCCUCGCUGGCACAGCGACCGCUACGACAUCACCGUGCCGGAGAACACGACGCGCGACACCGUUAUCCUGACGCUGAAGGCGAGCUCGCAGCUGGGUGACCCGCGGGUCACCUACACCCUGGAGGAGGGCGGCCCCACCGCCCUUUUCUACCUGAGCCCCAACCGCGCCGACGGCUCCGCCUCGCUGCUGCUCGCCGAGCCCCUCGACUACGAGGCCGCCCCGCGCCUCUCGCUCCGGGUUCGGGCCCAGAACGUGGCCGCGGUGCCGCUGGCCGCCUUCGCCAGUGUCUACGUCUCCGUCACCGACGUCAACGACAACGUCCCCUUCUUCACGGCGCCCAGCUACGAGGCCUCGGUGCCCGAGGGCGCCAGCGUUGGGACGUUCGUGACGCAGGUGUCCGCCACCGACCUCGACUCGGGCGAGCACGGCAAGGUGAGCUACUCGCUGCUGAAGGACGCGAGCGGGGAUCACCGCUUCUUCUCGGUGGACGAGGGCAGCGGCGCGGUGUUCACACGCGCCGUGUUCGACCGCGAGAGCAAGAGCUCCUACGUGGUGGAGGUGCAGUCGCGCGACGGGACGGAAAGCGCGCGCACGGGCAGACGCGCACAGCCCAACACAGACUCGGCGUACGUGCGCGUCAUCAUUAGCGACGUGAACGACAACGUCCCCACCUUCGAGCGGGAGCUCUACGAGGUGACGCUGGACGAGGACGUGGAGGUGGGGACCAUCGUCGCCACCCUCGUCGCGGUCGACGGAGACGAAGGCGCCGACGGCCUCCUGCGCUACCGCAUCGUGUCGGGCAACGAGGACGGCGCCUUCGAGUUGCGCGCCGAGACGGGGGCACUCGCCGUGGCGCGCCCGCUGGACUACGAGCGGGCGGCGCGACACGCGCUGCGCGUGGCCGCCUCCGACGGCCGCUGGGAGGGCCACGCGACCGUGGCGGCGGCGCUGCGCAACCUCAACGACGAGGCGCCGGUAUUCGCCAGCGCCGAGUACCGCGCCCGCAUCGCUGAGGGGCUGCCGCGCGACGCCCCGGUGCUGCUCCUGCAGCAGUUGGGUGGUGCAUGGAACGUCCGUCCCCGCCCCACAUCUCCUUUUAUAAGGCCACGUGGGAGGGCGUGUGGCAGUUUGGUCGUGUCGGAACAGUUCUCUGUGGUGAAUACGAUGUCUUUAAAAAAUAGCGGUGCUACUGUGCCUCCGGAAAUACAAUCAACGCAGAGCCGCUUGCGCAUCCCGAGAUUUAGCAGCGAACGGGACCCCACCCUGCGACUUGCAGACGCCUUGAAACACCUCCCUCUUGGUUUUGCCCAUCGCUCCUCGCAGGUGUCAGCCCACGAUCCCGACCGCCCGUCAUCACCGCCGCCGUCAUCGCCGUCAACGGCAGCGGCGGGCGUGCGGUACUCGCUGCGCGGCCAAGGCGCCGGCACGCACUUCUCGGUGGACGCGGUGACGGGGGAGCUGUGGGCGCGGGCGCCGCUGGACCGAGAGGAGCGCCCGGCGUGGCGUCUGCUCGCCGUGGCCACCGACGAGGGCGGCGCCGGCCUCUCGGGCUUCGCCGAUGUCGUGGUCGCCGUCGACGACGUCAACGACAAUGCGCCGGCCUUCGUCUGCGCCGGCGGUGAACGGGGAGGCGAAGGAGGAGCCCGGAGCGAUAACGGCGAAGGCCGCGAAGGAGCUCGAUGGCACCACCGCGACGAUGGUGACGGCAGCGACGGCGGUGAUGGAAACCGAAACGGCGAUGGGCACACGAUUGCCGGCAUCCUGGGUCAUGGUGCAGCUACUGGUGGUGCUGGUGUGGGCACGAUCGGUCUUGGUGGUGGUGGCAUUGGUACUGGCGGCGCAGGUGGUGGUGGUGAUAAAGUGGGCGGCAGCGUUGGUAUUGCUGCCAGCGGUAAAAUCGGUAGCGUCGGUGCGGCCGGUGGCAGUAAUGUUGGUGAUACUGGGCCUGGCGUGAACGGUGGUCAUCUCGGCAUUCGAGGCGGUGCUGAUCUUGGUAGAGGCCACCUCGGUAGUGGUACCGGCACCGGCAUUGGCGACAAAGGUUCUUUAUCGCGCUUCCUCACCGCUCCCCCUUCCGCCGACACUGCCACCUCCUCCGGGCUGUCCGGCUGCCUCGUGGGCGAGGUGCUGGAGAACGCCGCUCCUGGCACGGCCGUGAUGCAGGUGCUGGCCGUCGACCCCGACGACCCGGGCGCCGGCGGCAACGCGGCCGUACGCUACCGCAUCGUCGGUGGCGUCGGCGACGCCCCGCGGCUGUUCCGCGUCGACCCGGCCACCGGCACGGUUCGCACGGCGGCGGCCCAGGGCGGCGCCGACGGCACGGGGUCGGCGCUCGACCGCGAAGUCCUCGGCUCGCCCCUCCUGCUGCUGCUGGAGGCCGCGGAUGGCGGGGGCCUCUCCGCCACGGCCACCGCCACCGUGGCGAUCGUCGACGUCAACGACAACGCCCCCCGCUUCCUCGUGCCGCCCGGCGGCGUCUACCGCUGCCGCGUGCCCGAGGGCACCCAGGUGGGCACCGUGAUCGCGACCGUGUCGGCGUGGGACGGCGACGCGGGCGACAACGCCCUCGUCUCUUUCUCGGUGGAGGGCGGCGACGUGGCCGGCGCGGGCCGCACCUUCUCGGUGGAGUCGGACCGAGCGGCGCGCGUGGGCACCGUGCGCCUCGCGCGGCCCCUCGACUACGAGCGGCCGCGCGAGCGCCGCUUCAACGUGACGCUGGCGGCGCGCGACCCCGACCACGGCGACCGCGCGUCGCUGCUCGUCGAGGUGCUCGACGACAACGACAACGCCCCGCUCUUCUCGCGCCAGCUCUACGAGGCGUCGCCCGUCUCCGAGGCCGCCGAGCCGGGCCACCCGGUCGCCGGCGUCUCGGCCUCCGACGCCGACUCCGGCGCCAACGGGGAGGUGUCCUACUCUCUGGCGCCCCGCGGCGGCGGCGGCGACGACGACAGAGGAGGAGGAGGAGGAGGAGGGACGGCGCCGCCGUUCGACGUGCACCCGCACCUCGGGCUGGUGUCGCUCAGCGGGCGUCUGGACCGGGAGUCGAGCGAGCGCCACCUGCUGCUGGUGCUGGCGACGGACGGCGGGAGCCCGCCGCGGACCGGCACCGCCACGCUGCUGGUGCCCGUGCUCGACGUGAACGACAACGCCCCCGAGCCGGAGAGCGAGUACCGGCCCGUGGUGUUCGAGAACGGCCCGGCGCCGGCGGACGUGCCCGCCAACGCCACGUCGCUGGCGCUGCGCUUCGUCGACCGCGACGGCGCGGGCCGCAACGGCGCCGUGGCGUCGCUGCGGCUCGCGGAGGCGUCGGCGAGCGCCGGCGACUUCGCGCUGCGGGACGCCGGGGACGGCUCGGCGGUGCUGACGGCGCUGCGGGCGUUCGACCGCGAGGCCGGCGAGCGGCUGCUCGUGGCCGUGGUGGCGACCGACGGCGGGGAGCCGCCACGCAGCGCCACCGCCACGCUCACGGUGACCGUCGGGGACCGCAACGACAACCCUCACCAGCCUGGCAGCACGGCCAUCUACGUGUACAAGUACCGCGGCGCGCUGCCCUCGGGGGAGCUGGGCCGAGUGUUUGCCCCAGACCCCGACGACUGGGAUAACAAGACGUUCACCUACGAAGGGCAGGCACCCAGGUGGUUUUCCCUGGCGCGUGACUCCGGGGCGGUCUCCCUGAGGUUGGCGCCGCCGCCGGGGGAGCACAGCUUCCGCGUGCGUGUGGCCGACGGCGUGUGGCCCGACGCCGUCUCCACGGCGACCGUGCUGGUGGCGGAGCUCCCUGAGGAGGCGCUGGUCCAGGCCGGGUCGCUCAGCCUCGCCGACACGACCGCGGAAGACUUCCUGUACGACCCACGCGACGGCGUGAGCCGCUACGAGCUCCUGCGCGCCUUCAUCUCCUCCGAGGUUUUCGGGCUGCGGCGGCGACGACCGCCGCCGCCACCGUCGUCGCCUUCGCCGGCGGCGACGGGCGCGAGCGUGCACUUGUUUGCCGUGAGCGACGCGCCGGGCACGCCGGGCCGCGUGGACGUGUGCUUCGCCGUGCUCGGCGCCGCCAGGGCGUUCCGCGCCGAGCGUCUCAACGGCAACGUGGCCAUGCACAAGGCCAGGCUGGAAGAGGUUGUGAAUGUGUCCGUGGCGAGGGUGGGGGGCCCUGGCCCGUGUCGGACGCCCCCCGACGGCACCGCCCCCCGCCCCCCGGUCUCGCGCUCCGGGGCCGUCUCAGUUGCCGUGGGGACGGUCGCCGUGGUCACCGACUCCGUGCGGGAGGACGAGCGAGACAGUGGCCCCGUGUGCCGGAACGGAGGAAUCCGCAUCGCACCCUCCACUUCCUCAUACGGUUGCGAGUGUCCACCGGCUCUGGACGGGCCGCUGUGCGAGCGCACCCAGCGGUGGUGGAACGCCAGCGAGUCCUCGGGGCCCGGUUCGGUGAGCUACGCGUGGUUCCCGCCGCUCCGCCUGGGUCCCAUUGCCGCCGCCGCAACAACCGCCGCCAGCCUCUCGCUGGAGUUCCUGACGGGCGAUCCGGACGGACUGCUGCUCUACGCCGGCCCGCUCACCGCCCCGGGAGCCAGGGAUCGGCGCGACUUCAUCGCCAUCGAGCUGCGGAAGGGCGCCCCGACUCUGAGCAUCGACCUGGGAAGCGGAACCCUGCUGCUGAGCGACGGCGCCGGCACGCGAGGCCUUGCCGACGGGAGGUGGCACCACGCUGAGGUCUCCGUCAGCGGCGCGGACAUCAUCUUCACGCUGGAUUGGUGCGAGGGCCAACGCCGGGACGGUGGAGCCUGUGAGGCCCAUGGCAUCAUCCCAGGCGAAGCCAGUUCCCUGGACGUGCUGCAGCCGCUGCAGCUGGGAGGGGUCAAGCCGAGUCCCUCGUUCCUGUACCCUGGCCUUGCCUCUCGCUCCUACACGGGCUGCAUCCGCAACGUGGUCGUCGACGGAGAGCUGCUGGACAUGGAGACACCGGGCGAGGCCGAGGCUUCGGGGCCCGGCUGCUCGGCGUCCGACUCCGCGUGCACCCCCGUGCCGUCGCCGGGGGGGUCUCCCGCGUGUGGAGGGCACGGGGAGUGCGAGGGACCCACGCCCCCCUCGCUGGGGACGGCACAGAGCCAGCCGGCCUGUCGUUGUCGGCCCGGACACAGCGGCGCUCUUUGCAAAAGAGUGCUGAAGCCGUUCACGGUGGCUGUGGGCGGCACUGCCCGGUUCCUGCUGCCCGCCUCCGUGGCGCCGUCCUUGCGAUGGACGCACCUCCAGCUGCUGCUGCGCACGCGCGCACGCGACGCUCACGUCCUCUCGGCGUGCUCGCCGGACCGCUCGCACUACGUCUCGCUCGCGGUGUGCGAUGGCCACGCCUGCGCUCGCCUCGCUCUGCCUGCCGCCGGUGGCGCCGGCGUCGUGGAGUCACGGCUGACCCUGACGGACCCCGGGGGAGCGGGCCUCGUCUCGGACGGGCGGUGGCACUCGCUGCAGCUGUGGCGGCACGGGGCGGAGAUGACGCUGCGCGUGGAUACGGGCGGGCGGCGCCGGGAAAACCGCACCAACACCAGGAGACGCGGCGGCGGCGGCGGCGGCGGCGGUGGCCACACUGAGCUACAGCUGGACCCGGCCGGCCUGCUCCUAGGAGGCGUUGGGCCUUAUGGGAACCCCACGAGCUUCAAAGGCUGUGUGCGGGACGUGCGCUUUAACGGGCUCCCCCUGUCGCUGGACGCCGCUCCAUCCCCCGCGUCGGGGUCCAGGGUCCCCGUCUCCUCCCCCGUCCCCCGCAUCUCGGCCGCCCGUGGCAUCAGCGCCGGCUGUGUCUCCGACUCCUGCAGCAGCCGGCCGUGCCCCCCACCGUUCCUCUGCGUCGACCUGUGGCACCUGCAUCAGUGCAGGUGCCCCGCGGGACAGAUGCUCCUGCCGCCCGCCAAUGCGAGCAAUCCCAUCGCCGCGGCACGGGCCCCGCCACCGCCGACCUCCUCCUCGUCCGCCAGCUCCCCCGGAAUCUGCGUCCCGGAUCCGUGCUCCCGCGCCGCGUCGCCUCCGUGCCGCAACGGCGGCGCCUGCCUCCCCGAAACGCCCACGGCCUUCUCCUGCCGCUGCCGCCACGGCUUUGCCGGCCGCCGCUGCGAGGCGCCCGUGGCCGGCGUGCUGCUGGCGGCGGGCGCGGCCGAGGGAGGCCCAACGAUCCCGGCCGUGGUCGCGGCGAGCGUGUGCGCCGUGGGCGCUUUCGGCAUCAUAGUGGUUUUGUCCAUCCUCGCUUGCUGGAUACGGGCGCGGAGCAAGCGUGGACCACACCACUCACGGGCGCGGGGGAGCAGCGUGGGAGACGUGCGUGAGAACGUCGUCUCUUACAACGAGGAGGGCGGAGGAGAGGAUGACCAGAACUUGUUCAGCAUGGCUGAGCUGCAGAGGCCGCUGCAGGUCCUUGAGUCUCGGCCUACGGCGGACGGCGAGGGCCCUCCUCGCUUCUCGCCGUCAUCGUCGUCGUCUCCCGGGGCCACCUCGUCGCCGUGCGACGGGGACCCCGAGGGCCCCGCACUCCCCUCCCGCUCCGACGCGUACUUCUCCGUCAUUCGCGGUCGCCCCGGAUCGGGUUACGCAGCCCGCUCGUCCGGAACGACGCAGAACGGCGAGCCGAGUGGAAAUCCGGAAACGCACUUCAAGAACACGGAACUGUGCGGUGGCAGGAACACGGAACCGUACGGCGGAAAUCAGGAAUUGCACGGCAAGAAUUCGGAUCCGCAAAGUCAAAAUCCGGAAUCGUACAAUCAGAACCCAGAACUUUAUAGCCAGAAUCAGGAAUUGCACAGUCAGAAUAUGGAACUGUACGGCAUGAAUCACGAAGCACAUGACAGAAAUAUGGCAUUUUACAGCAGGAAUCCAGAACUGUACGGCGGAAAUCAGGAAUUGCACGGUAAGAAUCCGGACACGCAAAGUAGGAAUCCGGAAUCGUUCAACAGGAAUCCGGAAUUUUACAGCCAGAAUCAGGAAUUGCACAGUAGGAAUCUGGAACCGUAUGGCAGAAAUGAAGAAGUGCAUCACAAGAAUAUUGCAUUGUACAGCAGGAAUCCAGAACUGCACAGCAAUAAUCAAGAAGCAAACAGUAAGGAUCCAAAACAAUAUGGCGGGAAUGUGAAACUGCACGGGAGCCUCGAGUUGUGUAGGAGCGCGGAAUCGCGCAAGCCGAUCGUGUCACUCCCAGGCUACGGUUUUGGAUUUGACCUGCGCCUGCCAGCCCAUGGUGGAGGAGAAGGUGGAGCGCACUUCCUGCCGACCGGAGAAACGUUAUCUGGAAAUCCUCCGCGCUUCCCAAUACCCGGCGCCCCGGCGUCGGAGGCCGCAGCAUCCAACGCCGCUCGCAUCGUAACCCCCGAAUCUCCGUCUUCGGCAGUUCUCCUUGGUUACGGUGGCGGCGGUUGCGGCAGUGUCAGUGGUGGCAGUGGUAGCGUUGGCAGUAGCGGCGGCGGCGGUUUAGGUGGUGGUCGCUCCGCCGCUUCGGGCCGCCCGGUCCCACCGGCUUUCAAAGCCCAGCGGCCGCCCCCGCCGGACUACAGCCAUUAUUUGGCUCGGAUCAUGGCCCGGGCCGAGAAGCAGCCGGACGACCCGCCGCCCCGGGUGUACGCCGUGGAAGGCGGUGGCACGCCGGCCGGCAGCCUCAGCACCAUCACGUCCGGCGAGUGGGGGGAGGAGGAAUCGGAUUGUGGUGGAGGUGGCGGCGAUGGCGGCUGUGGCGGUGUUCGUGGGUGCCGGGGUCUCGAUUUGCAUUCCACGAGUGGGGGGCCCAGGGGGGCCGUCCUAGGGGGGGAGGACGGCACGAGGGGAGAUGGAGCGCGGUUGGUGUGGGUGGUGGAUGCCGUCGCGGAGAAAACUUGAGCGGCGUCCGCUCGCUCGUGCGCGUCCGUUUCACUUAUUCAUUUUGUUUCGUACCUUUUUUUAGCACUAAUUAAGUCACGUUUCCAUUAUGGGUGUCUCGACAGUGCUGGCUAAUUUAACUAAGUACUAUUUGUAUUUUUUACCAGGAAAGAUCCACUGAGCUACGCAGCUCUUCUUCAGAAACAACCUCGCCACAAAUGAUUGCUUCAACGACGUGGCUUAUCAUCACGUGGAAAUAUGUAGCAGCCAAAUACUCUAAACGCGUGCUUCUCAAUGUGGAGGGGGAAGCAAAAAUACCUUGGUGAAAGAUCCAAGCGACCACGGGGAGAACAUACAAACUUCAAAUAUACAGCAGGCGUCAGGGUCGGGAUCGAACCCACUCCCUCCUGCAUACCAGGCGAUGCAAUUAACAACUCGCCACCGCAGCACCCUAAUUGCUCUCACAUGGCCAUUACAAGACCCCACACACGUCGAAUAAUAUGUUGCUUGUGUCUUAGGUCAUUCUUGUGCCAAAAACUUCAUGCAGUUCAGCAAUAAUUUCACAUCCAAUUGCAUGCCUCUGUCCUCAUGCAUGUAACAGUAAUAUGACGAUGAUAGUGAACAAGCCUUUGUUAAUCCACUGCUGGAUGAAGGCCUCCCCGUGGAGUGUAUUUUGUGGGAGGUGAUUGACCAUACUUCACCACACUGGUCAGUGCGGUUUGGUGAAAUAUUCGCAAAGAAAUACGUCAGCACUUACGGAAGAUAACCUAAUAUGCUAAACGGUUUACGUUUUAUUAGCUUAUAUAACUUAAUU